This is a messenger RNA of Pistacia vera, 1456 nucleotides long. RefSeq names its product extra-large guanine nucleotide-binding protein 1-like. Gene Ontology annotation, cellular component: heterotrimeric G-protein complex. The record is from RefSeq and is a predicted model, not a curated record. The transcript has 4 exons. Bases 55 to 1155 code for a protein of 366 amino acids. Gene Ontology annotation, molecular function: G protein-coupled receptor binding; guanyl nucleotide binding; GTPase activity. Gene Ontology annotation, biological process: adenylate cyclase-modulating G protein-coupled receptor signaling pathway. Lineage: Eukaryota; Viridiplantae; Streptophyta; Magnoliopsida; Sapindales; Anacardiaceae.
AAGGUUCUGUUCAAUGUUCCUUUCUCUGAAGAUGAGCGUCAAAAUAUCAAGGUCAUGAUUCAAAGCAAUUUGUAUCGCUAUAUUGGUAUUGUGCUUGAGGGUCGUGAGCAAUUUGAAGAAGAAUGUAUGAUUGAAAGAAGAAAAAAACUGGUUAUUGAUCAGCCUGGUCCUUCAGGCCAGAUGGAUGAAAAAACAUUAUAUUCUAUCAGUCCAAAACUGAAAGCUUUUUCAGAUUGGCUUCUCAAAGUCAUUGCGUCUGAUAAUUUGGAAGUCAUAUUCCCAGCGGCUACCCGUGAAUAUGCACCGUUUGUUGAGGAGUUGUCAAAGGAUGCAGCCUUCCAAGCCACAUACCUCCGGAGGAAUGAAUUAGACAUGCUACCCAGUGUUGCUACUUAUUUCCUAGAACGGGCUGUUGAGAUUUCAAGGACAACCUAUGAACCCUCGGAUCUCGAUAUCUUGUAUGCUGAGGGAAUUACCUCAUCCAAUGGGCUGUCUUGCAUGGAAUUUUUAUUUCCAAAGCCACCACAUCAGAGCUCCAUUGAAUCAGAAUAUCAGAAUUAUGACUCCUCACUCAGGCAUCAACUCAUUAGAGUGCGUCCAAGAAACCUUGGAGAGAACUGCAAGUGGCUAGGAAUGUUUGAAGAUGUUGACAUUGUCCUGUUUUGUGUUUCUUUGACUGACUAUGAUGAGUUUUUCGAAGAUAAGAAUGGAGUUCUGACUAACAAGAUGUUGGCCAGCAGGCAACUUUUCGAAAAGAUUAUAACUCAUCCAACCUUCAAAGAUAAAACCUUCCUUCUAUUACUUAACAAGUUUGAUAUACUUGAGGAAAAGCUUGAACAGUCUCCUCUCACUAAAUGUGAAUGGUUCCGUGACUUCAAUCCAGUUAUCAGCCACAAUUACCACAGCAGCAGCAGAAGAAAUAACAAUGCUCCUCGGGCUCAAUAUGCUUUCCACUACAUUGCAUUGCAGUUCAAGAGAUUGUUCAAUUCCCUUACUGAUCAUAAGUUGUUCGUUUCACUAGUUACCGGGUUGGAGCAAGAGACCGUUGACGAAGCUCUUAGAUAUGCAAGGGAGAUUCUGAAUUGGGACGAAGAGCAAUGCAACUACACUAACAAUGAGUCGUCAUAUGACUUUGAGGCAAGCUCAUCGUCAUGAUUUUGUUUCAGUAUAAACAAAAUGCUUCUAAAUCUUACAUGCAUUAGAAAGAUUAGUAGCAGUAGAAGUAAAAGUGUUUGCUUUAUUAACUUUCUGGAGCAAAUACUUGUGUAUAGUGUAUACUUAUAUACACACACGUGGAUUCGGAGUUUUGGAUACAUAAGGAAAUACAGAACUGGGAUACAAGAUGAAUGUAUCAUUCUUGGAAGUUAGAUUCUUUUAUACAUAGAGCUGAAUCAAAGCUGUCUGCAAUUGCAGAUUUAGCAAAGUGAAACAAUUAUCUCACUAUUUUUUCUGUCCA